Molecule: messenger RNA, 1629 nt
Organism: Ziziphus jujuba (common jujube)
Lineage: Eukaryota; Viridiplantae; Streptophyta; Magnoliopsida; Rosales; Rhamnaceae
Product: probable sodium/metabolite cotransporter BASS3, chloroplastic
Exons: 5
Coding region: 117-1430 (437 amino acids)
Cellular component (GO): membrane
Source: RefSeq, a predicted model, not a curated record
CAGACUGUCUAUCUCCUCAUCUGUUCCGGAGUUGGACACUAGCCUCUGCUUUCUUUUUCUUUCUUUCCAAAGCUCGCCGGAAGACCACCAUUUUCCGGGACCACCCUCCGGCGAGCAUGUCAACAGUACUCCGGUCAUCUUCACUGCCUUCAAUUCCUUCACUUUCACUCUCACCCCCAACCACAAAGCGAAAGCUUUGCAGAGUUCCGGACUUUCAUUCCCUCUCUUUCAAUAUAAAACCAUUUCCUUCUUCUUCUUCUUCUUCGUUCUCUUGCUUUUCGACCUCCAACAAGAGCUUCAACAAUGGGGUUUUUUCUAUAUCCGCUUGUUCUACUUCUUCGUUUAUAGGAAGAGUUGGGUCGCAGAGAAGAGAAGGCAACGUGUCGUUGCUUUCUUUUAGCAUAAACCCACCAGCGGCGAUAUCGGAAGGUUCAGAAAAGAGUAACGAUUCGUCUCAGAUUUUGUCCGCAAUGCUUCCCUUCGUGGUUGCUUUAACCGCCAUUGCUGCUCUUGCUCAGCCUUCGACUUUUACAUGGGUAUCUAAGGAACUAUAUGCCCCUGCUCUUGGUGGGAUCAUGCUGUCGAUUGGCAUCAAACUCUCCUUUGAUGAUUUUGCACUUGCAUUCAAACAACCUUUACCAUUAUCUGUUGGGUUUAUAGCUCAGUAUGUGCUGAAACCGGCUCUUGGGGUUCUAAUUGCUAGAGCAUUCGGAAUGUCUCGGAUGUUCUAUGCAGGCUUUAUCCUUACUGCUUGUGUUUCAGGGGCUCAGCUAUCUAGCUAUGGAAGUUUUUUGAGCAAAGGUGAUGUGGCUCUGAGCAUUCUACUCACCAGCACUACCACUAUAGCAUCAGUUCUUGUUACACCUCUACUGACUGGCCUUCUGAUUGGGUCUGUUGUUCCUGUUGAUGCCGUUGCAAUGUCAAAGUCAAUAUUGCAAGUUGUUCUUGUCCCUAUAUCUCUUGGUCUUGUUCUCAAUACUUAUGCAAAGCCUGUCGUGAAUGUCGUUCAACCAGUGAUGCCGUUUGUUGCUAUGAUUUGUACUUCAUUGUGCAUUGGCAGCCCUCUUGCAAUAAAUCGCACCCGAAUUCUGUCUACAGAGGGGUUCCGAUUGAUUUUUCCAGUGUUGGCAUUUCAUGUGGUGGCCUUUACACUGGGAUAUUGGGUCUCCAAAAUUCCUGGUUUAAGGCAAGAGGAGGAAGUCAGCAGAACACUCUCAGUGUGCACAGGGAUGCAAAGCUCUACUCUGGCAGGGCUCCUUGCAACCCAGUUCCUCGGGAGCAGUCAGGCAGUUCCUGCAGCGUGUUCGGUAGUGGUCAUGGCAAUCAUGGGCCUUUGUCUGGGAUCUUUCUGGGGCAGUGGUGCUCGAAUCAGAGACUUACCUUCCCUAUUAUUUCGUCGCCAAACAGGUUCCACCAUAGGGGCUUCAUAAAGGUGCAUUCCAUGGGAAAGUAGAUCAGAACUGGUUUGAUAUAAAACUAAUGGUGAGAGACAAUGAGAUAGGGACAUUCGGAGAAUGUAUAUCAUAGAAGAUCCGCUGAUGCUCUGAGUUUGAACCGCCUGAACUGAGUUAAAUAGGAAUGUAAAUUAGAGGAUCAAAAAAAAAAAAAAAAAAAAAAAAAACAACCAAA